Molecule: messenger RNA, 1254 nt
Organism: Prunus armeniaca (apricot)
Lineage: Eukaryota; Viridiplantae; Streptophyta; Magnoliopsida; Rosales; Rosaceae
Source: the annotation of a GenBank genome assembly
AUGUCGGCAAACCAACACAAUUUCACAGUCACUUACCUCAUGAACUCAUGCGGGUUGUCUCCAAAAGCUGCAAUUUCAGCAUCCAAGAAGGUCGAGUUGCAAACCCCAGAAAGAGCAGACUCCGUCUUGGCCCUUGUGAGAAACCAUGGACUCUCUGAAGCCCAGCUCUCAAAGUUUGUCAGGUUACACCCAGAAGUUCUUUUAGCCGAUCCUGAGCAAACCCUUUUGCCAAAGCUUCGGUUUUUCAUCUCUCUCGGGGUUUCAAAGGAGGACCUUGCGAAAACUCUGGCUUUCUGUCCGCAGAUUUUGUCAAGAAACUUGGAAAAAGAGAUUUUACCCGAUUAUAAUUUCCUUAGGAGCUUGAUUCCUGAGAAAAAGGUUGUUUCUGUUUUGAAGAACAGCUCUUGGUUUUUCUUCGAAGGCCACUCCAAAAAUGUGGUGCCAAAUAUUGGUCUUUUGAGACAACUAGGUAUGCCCCAAUCAUGCAUUUAUCUGUUGCUGGCUCAUUAUAUUAAUGUUCUGAUGGUAAAGCAUGAAAGGUUUGGUGUAGUUGUGGGUAAGGUCAAGGAAAUGGGAUUUAAUCUGGAAAAAGCCACUUCCGUGUCUGCUCUACGUGUAUUGUGUGGUAGGCACAAGUCAGUAUGGAAUCGAAGUUGGGAGCUUUAUAGGAGUUGGGGUUGGUCUGACGACGAUAUUCUUUCUGCUUUCAGGCGGUAUCCGCAGUGUAUGAUUCACUCGGAGAAGAAGGUAAUGGAAGUAAUGGAUCUUUUAGUGAACAACAUGGGAUGGCCGUCAAGAAAGAUUGCCCAAUAUCCUGUGGUCCUAAGUUUGAGUUUAAAGAGGAGACUGAUCCCAAGGUGUUCGGUUGUUAAGGUUUUGUUUUUGAAAGGAGUUAUAGAUGAAAACUUGCAUUUGGGUUCUGUGUUGCUGCCUGUGGAGAAGCACUUCCUGGAGAAGUUUGUAACUGCAUAUCUCAAGGAAAUACCUCAAUUGUUGAAUGUGUAUCAAGGGAAAGUUGAAUUCCAGGAUUACCAAGAAGUACAAUUCAGUGACUUCAAAGCCUGCAAUCAAAAUGUGCACGUAAUGACUAGCUUGCCGGGAUCCCUGGAGCAAGGCAUGUUCGGUGCUUACAUCAGUAUACAUGUCACCAUUUACAGGGGGCCAACUGGAUUUCCCAACACAACAGCACCAUCAGUUUUAACACCUUUCCUUAAACAUGUCACCAUUUACAGGGGGCCAACUGGAUCACAUUGA